AUGACAAGUACCAGACCUGAUAUUUCUUUUGUUGUGGGUAUGUUGAGCAGGUAUACUAGUAAUCCUAGUGCUCCACAUUGGCAAGCAGUAAAUAUAGUGUUUAAGUAUCUUAAGGGAACGUUGGAUUAUGGUUUGAGUUACUUGGGGAGUCCUUCAGUUUUAGAAGGUCAUUCGAAUGCAAGUUGGAUAACCAACAUGGAGGACCAUUCCUUAACAUCUGGUUGGGUAUUCUUGCUUGGGGGAGGUGCCAUUUCUUGGGCUUCCAAGAAGAAAUCUUGCAUUACAAACUCGACAAUGAAAUCUGAGUUUAUCGCGUUAGCAGCUGCUGGUAAAGAAGCAGAGUGGCUAAGGAAUUUAGACCAUGAGAUUCAUUUUGUGGUCUAA
Molecule: messenger RNA, 384 nt
Organism: Lactuca sativa (garden lettuce)
Lineage: Eukaryota; Viridiplantae; Streptophyta; Magnoliopsida; Asterales; Asteraceae
Source: RefSeq, a predicted model, not a curated record